AUGGAAACACUGCUACUACCUGAUGGUCGAGAGAUAGCUACGUUGAAAGUUGUUGAUUUACGAGCGGAAUUAAAAAGGAGAGGGUUAACAACCAGCGGAGCAAAGAAAGUCCUAGCUGAUAGAUUAAAACAGUUUCUAUUAAAAGAAGUAAAAUCAACUUCCUCCUGUCAAAGUCAAUUUGAAAGCCUCCCUAGCCAAGACGUGACCGAUGUGAGAAAUCAAGAAAAUUUAAGCCCAUUACAAGCACAAGAAUCUGAAAAAUUAAAAGCAAAGGAAGAAAGAUCAUGCGACAACAACGAACUCAGUACAAGCGUUAUAUCUGAUGAUAUUUCACCUUCAAGCGAAUUGGAUACAAAUAGAAGAGAUACCGAAAACAGUGAUGAUUUAACAGUAGUAGCCAUGCCUAGUGUAAUGGAUGAGCUCUACGAUGACAUCAACAAUCGCUUGCAGCAAUAUGAUUCCAAUGAGUAUCAAAGAGAUACCCAAGUAAUACAUGAAGAUGAACAUAACAAACUACAUGCCGAUGAUGAUCGUGGAUCUGGUAAUGAAAGUUGCGAUAAGCAACAUCACAGAGAAAAUAGCAAAAUCGAUUUGCAAGAACAAAUAUCCGUAGAAAAAGAGACUGAAAAUUCUCCAUCCACACUAUUAGCUGAGGGUGGGAAUGAUCUCGAUCAUAAGUUUGGUCAUGGACGUGAGCGAACUGAUAGAAACGUAUCUGUGAUCCCAAAACCAUUGAGUAAAAGGGUACCGGAAGGAAAGAAUAAUUCUCAAAGUGAUGUUAAAAAAGAGUCUGAUAGCACUCUAAAGACUGAAGAUAAUUGUAGCCUGUGGAUUGGAGGUCUGCAGCACAAAGUUCGAGCAGCAGAUUUGAAGGAUAAGUUAUCGGAAUAUGGCAAGGUAAUAAGUGCGACAAUUAUUAUAAGUAUGAAAUCACUUGAAUCAAAGUAUUAUGGGCAUGUACAAAUGGCAAGACAUAAAGAAGCUGCUGAAUGUAUCGCUUGUCUGAAUAAUACCAAUAUAAGUGGAAGCGUUGUCACGAUUGAAUGGGCCACGAGUGAUCACACAUCUAAAGCUCAGGUCGUUAGAGGCGAUCAAGAAGCAAGUAAAUCCAAAUUUAGGUUUAAUAAAGAACUUUCUGAAGAUGAGACACUUUCGAAUUCCAAUCGCUCCAAUAUCAUAUCUAAAUCUAAUGAUGGCAUUAGAAAAGGGUCGAACGAAGAAGCACUUGACGUUAAACAAGGCACGAGUCCUCGAAGUCAGAGCAGAAAUGGUAAAGUACUUACUUUAGAAGAAAUCAGAAGUAGUAAGUUGCGCAGACAAAAUAAGGAGGAGCAUCUGCAUGUUAGAGAUCGUUUUCAAUCGGAUAAAGCUCGAGUAAUGCGAGACGAGGAUCGUUACAGAAAUAGACCUAGAGACUAUCAAAAUCGUAGAAGGGAUGUUCAUCACAGUCGACCUAAUCCUGAAUCAGCUUCCCGUUAUGAACAGCAUGGUUUGAAAAGAUCAGCAGAAUCGCCUGAUUAUCGCAGUAGUGGUGUAUCUGGUGCUAAAAGACUAGCAAGAGAAAGGACGUACGAGCACUCUAAAGAUACAGCUCGAAGCAUUAACGCUGGCUAUCGCCGAAAUAACCUAGGAUCUGAAUUGCAACAAAGAAGAAGUAAAGAUAGUACCCAUCGCGAUGGACACUCUGUUGUUCGAUAUCAUGUACAUCAUAGAAACGAUUGGGGAAAGCCAUCAUCAUCAGAAGAAAAAUUGGGUAGCUAUUAUAAUUAUCUACAAACUCGACGACAGAUACAUACACCAAUUCGAUUGGAAUCACGGCAUGAUAGUAACCAUCAUGGUAGAAUGUCUCGGUCAAAGCAUAGCUAUAAUCCAACUGAUACACAUCCAAUAACAGAGCGUUCAAGUGAUCGCGACAGGUCCAGAAACUCUGCUCGUGUAGUACGAAGUUCUGGUAUCCGGGACCGUGAGCCUAACAAGGAUCAUUCUUUUAGAUCGACUAGUGACGAAAGAAGUAGAUAUAAGAUCCAGCGAGAAGCCAUACAUAGAGAUGAAGGACGUGCCAAUUGGCCCGGAAGCAGCGGCCGUAUUGCCUCAAAUUCUAAUUCUUUUAUGUCACACUCUGAGCGCACAAACAAGCAUGCCGCCCACAAUCGUAGUGGUUUUAACCAGUUCCCCAACAGAGAUCGGAGUGUGCGUAAUCCUAGAGAUGACCGGCAUAGGACAUCUAGAAUUUCUAGCGCUGGCAUUAGGCGAAGUAGCGCCUUCGCUACGCGAAAUUAA
Molecule: messenger RNA, 2280 nt
Organism: Trichoplax adhaerens
Lineage: Eukaryota; Metazoa; Placozoa; Uniplacotomia; Trichoplacea; Trichoplacidae
Exons: 16
Coding region: 1-2280 (759 amino acids)
Biological process (GO): regulation of mRNA processing; regulation of transcription by RNA polymerase II
Cellular component (GO): nucleus
Molecular function (GO): sequence-specific DNA binding; RNA binding
Source: RefSeq, a predicted model, not a curated record